Messenger RNA from Ictalurus punctatus (channel catfish), 1556 nucleotides. Its product is annotated as transmembrane protein 233. Bases 181 to 519 code for a protein of 112 amino acids. Lineage: Eukaryota; Metazoa; Chordata; Actinopteri; Siluriformes; Ictaluridae. Gene Ontology annotation, cellular component: membrane. The record is from RefSeq and is a predicted model, not a curated record. The transcript has 3 exons.
ACUCGGCUUCUUCUCCUGAGCGUCUCACACUUCACUCUCUGUCUCUCUGUCUCUCUGUCUCUGCUCCUGUCUCACCUCUUAUUUUUCUUUCCCUAAUCAUACUCUGCAUAUAUUACCUCUAUCAGGUGAAGCGCGUAUUUCGGACCUUGUGUAUGGGUGUGUGUGUGUGUGUGUUUGGUCAUGAGUCCUGGACUUUCACGAUCCGAGGAGAAGGUGAAGGGUUCGAUCGAUGGCAGCGUGGAUCACAGUUUGGAGCGAGGAACUGAUGGAGAAACUCCACUGCCGCUGAAAAACUACAUCUUCCUGACUAUCUUCACGUGUUUCUGUCCCGCGUGGCCCAUCAACAUCGUAGCGCUCGUCUUCUCUAUGAUGUCUCAGAGCAGCUACGAUAACGGGGAUUAUGACGGAGCUCGCCGUCUGGGGAGGAAGGCUCUUCACAUGGGCGUCGCUUCUUUCAUCAUCGGCAUACUCAUAAUUAUGACCUUCUGCAUCGUGCACUUCACUACGCACACCAUCUGAGCACACAGCGGAAGCUGAGCUGGAUCAGUCGAGAGGUUCAUCGUGACCUCUCAUGGACUCGCAGGACAAAGCGGGAUGUCUCGAUCUCUCAUGGCUCAGAGACGCCCAGCGUGCAGCACUGUACAGUGUUUAUGGCUAAUCUGUAAAAUUUUAUAUAUUUCAAAACUCUGGCACGUGUAAAUUCUGGUACAACAGCAUGAGUGGGAAGAUCAGAUAUUUAUUUUCGAAGUGUUUACCACGUUAUAUAGCCUGUGUUAAUUACAGUUAGCGUUAAAUUCACACUAGUACGCGUCAUCAAGAUCCUCCUACCGGCGAGCUUAUUGUCUAUAUUUUUGAGAAGCAUGACGUAAAUGACGUAAUUAAUGAACACAAUGUCUGAGAAAAGUGGAAAAACAAUAACAACAAAGAUGAUUGAAUGAAAAAAGGCUAAUUACAUCAGUUCAGUUUGGUUUAGAGGAACCGUUCAGUAAAUAAAACAAAUCUGCUAGCCGGUGUUUUGCAGUUUUACAUUGAAGUUACGACGCUAAUGUAGCUAACAGGUAAUGGAAGUCUGUCUCAGCCGAUGUAGAUGACUACGCCGCUGCUCUUUCCUCUUUAAUGUGUAUUUUUUUUUACAUUUAUUUUAUUUAUUUAUUUAUUUAACCACGGCAGUCACGUUGAGAUAGAAAUCACUUUUACGAGCGGAAACGUAAUUCUUCAAUAUGGAUUUUCGCUGCUGUCCUCCGAAGUAAUUGUUUUUAAAAUGAUAUUUCAGACGAUUGAAGAGAGUAGACGUGGAUUUAGAGCGAGACAGAAUUCCAUUACACGCAGGAAAUUGUGAACAUUUCAUUUCUUAAUUUUCCUUUAAAUCACGCGGCUUGGUAUUGAUCAUGUUCGUUAGUUCACACUUUUUGUUAAAAAAAACCCCAAUGAUGGCAAAUUUAUGUUUGUACAGAAAUGAUUUGUCUGUGUGAUUGUGAAUUUUUUAAAGAAUAUGUGCAAUAUAUGAAUUUAAACAAACAAAUAAAUAAAUAAAUGGAAAUCAAUGUGUGAAUUUA